Molecule: messenger RNA, 389 nt
Organism: Astrephomene gubernaculifera
Lineage: Eukaryota; Viridiplantae; Chlorophyta; Chlorophyceae; Chlamydomonadales; Astrephomenaceae
Source: the annotation of a GenBank genome assembly
GGCUGCUAGAGCGGAUCUGGUGCUCCUGAAGAAGGACCUGGGGUCGGUGCAGGGGAGGCUGGCCGAGGAGCAGCUGUGGCGCAAGGAGGCGGAGCAGCAGCUGCGCAAGUCGCGUUCGGAGUACCACCUGCUGCAGGUGGACAUGGACACGGUGCAGGAGCAGCUGCGGGCGGCGCUGGAGGCGGUGGAGAGGGAGCAGACGAGGAAGCAGCAGAAACAGCAGCAGCAGGGUGGUGGCGGUGGUGGUGGUGGGGACGGCAGGUUACGCAGGGCAAAGACGGCAAGGCAGCGACAUGCCCGGCAGCAGCAGGAGGAGCAGCAGCAGCAGGAGGAGGAGCAGCAAGAGGAGGAGCAAGAGGAGGAGCAGCAGCAAGGAGGGAAGGGUGCUG